Molecule: messenger RNA, 2552 nt
Organism: Podarcis raffonei (Aeolian wall lizard)
Lineage: Eukaryota; Metazoa; Chordata; Lepidosauria; Squamata; Lacertidae
Gene: DHRS7
Product: dehydrogenase/reductase 7
Exons: 7
Coding region: 115-1125 (336 amino acids)
Molecular function (GO): oxidoreductase activity
Source: RefSeq, a predicted model, not a curated record
UCCGGAGCCACGGCCACUCCCUGCUGGCAGAAAAGGGCGGCCCUCCUCGCCUGGCUCGGUCCCCUCUGCCUCUUAAGGGCGGCGGCGGCUGCCUGACGCGCGCUCUUUCUCGCCAUGGUGUGCUGGGGUCUCGUUUGCGCCCUGGCGGCGGGCGGCCUCCUGAUCUACCUGAUCGUCAAGCUCGCCAUCUGGCUCCGAGCUGACAGCGACCUCACCGUGCUGGCGGCGGAAUGGUGGGGCAAGAAGCCGGAAAAGGAGCUGCCUGGGAAAGUUGUCUGGGUGACGGGAGCCUCCAGCGGAAUUGGCGAGGAGAUGGCUUACCAGCUGGCAAAGAUCGGCUCGCCACUUGCGCUCUCGGCAAGAAGGGAGAACGAGCUGGAGAGAGUGAAAAAGAAGUGCAUUGAGAUCAGCAGCCUCACUGACAAGGAUAUCCUCAUUGUGCCACUUGACUUGACUGACAGGAGUGCCCACGAAGCGGCGACAAAAACUGUCCUGAAGCAUUUUGGAAAGAUCGACGUCUUGGUGAACAAUGGCGGCCGUUCCCAGCGCUCCCUCUAUGUAGACACGUCCGUCGAUGUCUACAAGGCUAUCAUGGAGCUCAACUACAUUGGCACCAUCUCCCUAACAAAAUACGUCCUGGACCACAUGAUACAGAGGAAACAGGGGAAGAUUGUCACCAUCAGCAGCGUGAUGGGCAUCAUGGGAGCUCCCUUGGCCACCGGCUAUUGCGCCAGCAAACACGCCUUGCAGGGCUUCUUCAACUCUCUCCGACCUGAGCUCACUGAUUAUCCCAGGAUAAGUAUAAUUAACAUCUGCCCAGGGCCUGUGCAGUCACAGAUCAUACAAAACGUCUUCACUGAAGAUAUUGCGAAGGCAAAUGCAAACGUUGGGGAUCAGUCUCACAAAAUGGAAACCGGCCGUUGCGUGCGACUAACACUUAUCAGCAUGGCUAACGAUAUAAAGGAAGCCUGGGUCAGCGACCAUCCCUACCUGGCAGUCUGUUACCUCUGGCAAUACACACCUACCUGGGCAUGGUGGUUGCUGAACCGCCUAGGGAAGAAGCGAAUCGAGAAUUUCAAAAGAGGAGAGGACGCUGAUAUUUCUUACUACAAAAAAUCUUCUUAAAGGAGCAUUACGUUCUCCUUUUCACCAAUACCAGCAUAAGGAGGAGGAAGAACUCCUGCUUUAAGUACACAUUCUUUUUUGAGGAUAAGGAAUGACGUUACAAUACGUAACCCAUACCUGUUCCACUAUAGUCUCUUGAAUAAAAAAUGAUUUUAUAAUUCUUGUUGAUACUGUAGUGUGGUUAGCCACCAAAAACCUUUACUACCUGGCCUUUCAUGGUGCUAUCUUCUGCUGUAUGCUAGGGGGACCAUUCAAAUCUACACCCCAUCCCAGUAUUUUCUCAGGCCCUGCCUUAAUGUCUUUAGUGACUCAUUUACUGUUUUUGCAUCUUGCUUCAUUUCAAGACCUCAGGAUACAAAAAAGAAUGUUAAUAUAUGCAGGUGUCUCUCUCCAAACAAUGCACUCUCAGGAAAACGUUUGUUAGGCGAGCGCUUGCAUAAAGUCAGCCAUUUCCAUUGAUUCCUAUGGGGAAAUUUCUAAUUUGGAAUUUUCACCUCAAAAUGAUUGGGGGGGGCACUGGAAAACCCUCUGAAAGCUUGCGAAAGGCAAACAAGGAAGGGGGAGUGGGAAAGCUCUCUAUAGUUGUCCAAUCCCCCUUCCUGCCUUGUUCUGGUGAAAUGGCUGCUAUCUACCAGCAAAACACAAAUAAGUAAGGCUUGUUUAAGGCUGCUUAUUUGUUUAAACAGGUCUGGCUGUUUGGAUAUCUGAAUCUGCAGUGUGUAUAACGAGGUUUGGGUACUAAUUCCUCGUUUUUGGAUGAAUUUUUGCAUAACGAGCAUUUGGAUAGUGGGACCUGCAGGUACACAAAAAGGGCCAAGCUUUUAUCUACCACCUCCAUUUUCUUACUUAAUGCUACUAAGGCAGUGCUGUGUUCUUAAAGUGGUUUUCACUAUAUUUACAUUUAUAAAGAAAAGUACUUUGGCAGCAGUUAGAUCUCAUGUUGACUUUUAGCCUGGCUUUCUCCCAUGUGGCGAUGAGAUCCAAAGCUGCUUCAAAUUUAAAAGAUUAAUUCAAAUGAACCUUAAACAUGGCUUGAUUAUAAUUAGUAAAAACUUGAUUAUAGUUAGCAAAAACAAAGGUUCACAAGCUUACGCAUUGAAGCUGGCUUCUUUCUGCUUUUCAUCAUCAAGGCUAGCCGUUCAAACAACGCGGCAAGCUGCUGUUAAUUAGAAGCAGAAAUUUCGGAGCUCCUUCCUGUGGGUGUGCAGGAAGGAAGGGGGAGGAGAGCGAUUGCAUGAAAGGGGGCGGGUGGUUUGGGUUGCUUUUGAAGCCUCCUUUGUGCUUUGGCUUUAUAAAUGGGACACCUAGUAAGUCUCAUGCCAAAAUGUAAGUGGAAGAGCAGGAUGGGAAGAUACUGAAAGUUAAAGGACAAUUCAAACAAAUGCUAAAACGAAGCAAAACGAGAUCCGAAAGCCUUUUCUACCCCC